AAGAAGCAUAAGUAGUGGUCUUCAGGUGCUCAAAGACAUGAUCUUGGACUAUACAUCUGACGUGGUCCCCCAAGGUGGUGGUAUCCAUGAGAUCACCAAAUACUUGUUAAAAUACAUCAUGUCACUUCUGGACAACGGCACCUCUCUCAAGAUCAUACUUGUCGGUGGUGAACAGGAUGGCAAGGUUGCAAUGGAGACGCUGCAAGAUAUUGUUGCUACCUUGAUCUCUCACUUGGAAAUUAUGCUUGAGAAAGAAUCUCAGCGAUAUAAAGAUGCAGGGUUAAAACAAAUGUUCAUGGUGAAUAACGUGAACUUUGUGUUGCAUCAAGUAGAAGGCUCAAAGAUAAGGUAUCUUCUAGGAGAUGAUUGGGUUCUGAAGCACCAAGACCAAACGAAGGACCAUAUCUCAUCGUUCAUCAACAUUUCUUGGGAAUCUGUCAUGUAUUGCUUCCAUGUAAAGACCAACAAAAUCCCAAUCUUUUCUAGCCUACCAACACUGCAAAUAUUUAACCUGCAAUUUGAGAAAACUUACUUGACUCAGAAGACAUGGAAAGUUGAAAAUCCUCUGCUCCGGUCCAAUAUGCGUAAAUCAGUAUCAGAGAAGCUUGUUCAGGCUUACAGUACAUACCUUGAGAAUCACAAAAACAAAGCUCCAAAGCUUAUGAAGUACACCCCUGAAGAUCUUGAAGAGCUGCUGUCAGAUCUGUUUGAAGGAUAAUGGGCAUAGCUAAAAAGAGGACAAAGCACAGAUGCAUGUGAUAAUACUUGUCAACAAAUCUGAAGGAUAAAUGAUCCCUUGAGCUAGCAAGAAGAUCGGAUUUUCAGAUUGAUGUUUCCAAAGCUUGCGUAGUGAAUAUGGUACUGUAACUGAUAUAUCCUUCAUAUGUUAAGAUUGAACUGUACCUGAGGUUCUAGAA
Triticum dicoccoides is the source of this 917-nucleotide messenger RNA. RefSeq names its product exocyst complex component EXO70E2-like. Gene Ontology annotation, cellular component: exocyst. The record is from RefSeq and is a predicted model, not a curated record. Gene Ontology annotation, molecular function: phosphatidylinositol-4,5-bisphosphate binding. Bases 38 to 718 code for a protein of 226 amino acids. Gene Ontology annotation, biological process: exocytosis. Lineage: Eukaryota; Viridiplantae; Streptophyta; Magnoliopsida; Poales; Poaceae. The transcript has a single exon.